AUGGAGAAGGUAUGUUUUGUUGAUAUUUUAUUUUAGUAGUCAAUAAUCUUAUUUUCAGUUUAUUCUCGUUCGGGCAAACGAUCGAGUCGUUAAAGUGACCGCAAAAAACGAGGGAACAAUUAACAAGAUGACAUUGCGCAGUGCUUUCCAACUUGAAGAUGACGUCCCAAUCGGAUUAUUCAAAAACGAUUUAGCUUUAUCGUAAGUUUUUAAAGGUUUUAUUAAGACAUUUCGAUUUUCGUUAGCCAUUUUGAAUAAAAUUCUGAACAAAUUUUUAAUUAAGAUUUUUAGAUGCAGAGUGGACGAUAUUUUCGAAUUACAAGAGGGAUGGAUAGAAGCCGAGUUUGAAUUGCGCUGGGAAGAAUUGCGGCGCUCCCGGCCAAUUACAUCAAUUGAGCAAGGUAUUUUCUAAAUAUUUUAACGCCCCCCAUUUAAUUUGUAUGUUUUUACACAACAAUUGGGAUUUUUUUACUUAAAAAUAUUUAUUUUAGCACAAUUCAGAAUUCCUUCUCGUCCAGGAACACCGAUGAGCCCGUAUCAUCCUGAGUGUAAGAUUCUACUCGAAUUCAUAUUGAAAACUUAUGAUCUCUUUUUAGUGCCACAUGAUCCAGCGCCAUCAGCAAAAUGUUUCAUCAAAUGGAUGUUUUUCUUGAAUGAGAAAACAAAGUCAACAACAAUUUGUGUUCAUCCACGAUUUUUUGUGACAUUCAGACACGGGUCACAUCGUCGCUUCGACAUUGGCGAUAAUUUGAAAUUAUAUCAGUAAGUUCUUAACAUAUUUCUUAAUUUUUUUGUUGUUAAUUUAUAGUGCUCAAAAAGAAGUCGACGAACAAACCGGCAUUGAAGUGCGUGUAGCCAAAAUUUUUGAAGCCUACGAUUUCAUCCUGCUCAAAAGUAAAUCCGAUGUCGUAGAUGUGAGUUCUUAAAACAUUUUUUAUAUUUUGUUGUUAAUUUGCACAUUUUAGCACAAGCCCACAAUCGCACCUGUGGAAGAGUCGGAGCCAUUCACAUUGGCCGGUUUUGGGAACGAUACGGGAUGUCUUUCAUAUUUGCCAGGGUCAAUUCAUUCAGUUCGCCGUCAUUACUUCUCCGGAUUGGGUCCAUUUAUAUUGGGAACAAGUCAAAGUUCGUGUGGCGAUUCAAGUAAACAUUUUCUUUUUUGGUCAAUUAAAUUCAAAUUAAAGCUUUUAGGCGGCGGAGUUUGGGGUUCAAGAGGUCUAAUCGGAAUGAAUUACGGAUGCACCAUGAUGCCAUGGAAAAAUCACCAGGAAGCAAUAUCCGAAGCUGCAAUUUUCAACCCGAAAAACAUCAUUUCUCCGGCGGUUGAAUUUGAGAAGGCGUAUAUGGUAUGUCAAUUUACUACUGCUAAUACAAAUUUAUCUAAUAACAUUUCGUUUAGGAGGAACUCGAAAAGGAGCGAAAAGAAGCAAAAUCGCCUCCAAAUAAGAAAUCAUGUCUUGUGACCGUCAUCGAUGGAUGCACACUAUAUGGAGCUUUUGUUUAG
Messenger RNA from Caenorhabditis sp. 36 PRJEB53466, 1504 nucleotides. NCBI's taxonomy places the organism in Eukaryota, Metazoa, Nematoda, Chromadorea, Rhabditida, Rhabditidae. The record is from the annotation of a GenBank genome assembly.